Amphimedon queenslandica is the source of this 1781-nucleotide messenger RNA. RefSeq names its product fatty acid desaturase 3-like. Gene Ontology annotation, biological process: lipid metabolic process. Bases 643 to 1236 code for a protein of 197 amino acids. The transcript has 7 exons. Lineage: Eukaryota; Metazoa; Porifera; Demospongiae; Haplosclerida; Niphatidae. Gene Ontology annotation, cellular component: membrane. The record is from RefSeq and is a predicted model, not a curated record. Gene Ontology annotation, molecular function: oxidoreductase activity, acting on paired donors, with oxidation of a pair of donors resulting in the reduction of molecular oxygen to two molecules of water.
UGUUUUUUUUAAAUUUUUAAUGUUCUUGUAGCUCUGGAGUGCUCAGUCCAAAAGAUAUAUUUUUUAGAAAUCAUUUAAACUGUGUCAGUGGACAAAAUAACAAUCCAACUGGUUUGUACCCUCCUACGCAAGCGUGGCAAGUCUGACAAGCGUGGCGAGUCCAAUAAUAUAGCUCUUGAGUCCUCAGUAAAAAGAUAUACCAUCUAUCUGGAAAUUUUUACUGUGAUUUAAAUUUUACUGAAUUAGAAUUUUUGCAAAAAUUAGAUCACCCAUAUAAUUAUAUGCCACAUUUAAUAAUGCAUGCCUGUGGCACAGUCUUAUUUAGUAAAAAUUAAAUCGCAGUACAAUUUUAAAACACAAAACUUUUUUACCACACUAAUUUUCCAAUCUACGGUAUUUAUAAAAAAUCAAUUUAACUGUGUAGACAGAAUGACAACCCAACUGCUUAGUACCUGCCUAUGCAAGUGGGGUGAGUCCAAUAAUGUUCAUAAUUCCAGGGCUGGUAUAGCCUGAUGAAGGAUUAUGAAUAAUAUUCUCAGGUACAUAUAAUACGUCCUGAUUGGUCAUGGUACAUAUUAUGAAAAAAAUGUUACUAUUAUUUGGUAGGGACUAUUUGAUCCUAAUCCAUACUUCUUGUUUCUGAUGACUGGAAUCGGAAUUUUAUUUGAAGGAGCUGGCAUAGCUUUAUUGUGGCUCUUUCCAGCUAGUUGGACAGCAUGGAUCAUAGCAGUUGUGUGUAUAUUUAUUUCAGGAGCUCACAUGCAAGAGGUUGGUCAUGAUUUAGGCCACUACAGUUGCUUUAAAAAUCUGAAAUAUAAUUACUGGGCUCAAAACAUAACAUUCACUUUUCUUGGAGGCCAGUCCAGUAGCUUUUGGAACAAAAGGCACAAUGAACAUCACUCAAAACCAAGUGUGAUAAGUAAAGAUCCUGAUGUAACUUUUCCUGGGAAUGUUAUUCUACUCGGAAAUGAUAUGCCAAAAGAUGUUGGUAGAAAAGGUAAAGGAAUGCUACCAUACCAGUAUCAGCAUAUAUAUCUAACAAUUGCAUUUCCAAUAUUUUUGUUAACAAUUGGGUUUAACAUAAAAGCCUCAAUAUAUCUCUACAAAAACUUGGCAUUAAAAUGGACUGUAAGUCUACAAAAUUAUGAGCUCAUUAAAUUCCUCUUUUCUCUGUGUCUUAAAAAUAAAAAAGGAAGCAUUAUGGCUAAUGUCUUUUUUUUAUGCGAUGGUAUCUAAUCUUUGUUCCAGUCUGUGGUAGCGUUUGGGGUGCAGUUGCAGUUUACUUUGCUGCAAAAAUACUCCAAGGACUCUGGUUGUCUAUACUAACACAGUCACAUCAUCUUCAUUUGGGUGUUUCUGCUCAAGACAAACAUCAAGACUGGUUCUCGUAUCAGGUUGAGCACUGUUUUAAUUUCACUCCUAAUUGGUUCAUUAACUGGGCUACUGCAUAUACCAACUAUCACAUUGAGCAUCAUCUAUUUCCAACAAUGCCAGUUGAAAAUCAUCAUUUGGCUGCACCAUACAUUAAGGAGCUUUGUAAAAAACAUGGACUCGAGUACAGGGAAAUAUCUUGGGCCGAAGCAAUUGCCAAAGUUCCUCGAGAGCUGCAAAGACCUGGAGAAAUUUGGCUUGAAGAGUACAAGAACAUUUGAAAAAAAUAAUUUGGCUUAACUCACCGCAUAGGCGGGUCUAUUACUAUUAGGUACUUUGGUCUUGCUUUUUGAUUAGAAUUUCUUUUUUAGUAGUCUAAGAUUAAUAACUUUAUAAUUUUUAUUUAAUAA